Messenger RNA from Centropristis striata (black sea bass), 7094 nucleotides. RefSeq names its product chromosome 15 C5orf24 homolog (gene c15h5orf24). Lineage: Eukaryota; Metazoa; Chordata; Actinopteri; Perciformes; Serranidae. Bases 241 to 870 code for a protein of 209 amino acids. The record is from RefSeq and is a predicted model, not a curated record. The transcript is spliced from 2 exons.
AAAUGGCUGCGUUUCUUAUCCAAACCUCUGGAGCUGGGCAGUAAAAAAAACACGUCCAAACUGCGUCUCUUUGAGGUUCACACCGAAACAAUCCGAUGUGGUGAUUAAACGCCAGCAAGCCGACGUCCAGUGGUGCGAAAAUAUUUUGGGGAAAUGGAUCGACUCACGGUCUGAGGGAUGAAAGAUCAUUUUUCUCCUUAACCCUUUCUGCACCGAGAUCUCCGAACAAUCGAGCAGAAGAUGAUGCGCCAGGUGACAACCAGUGACUUCUGCAUGAAUAGCAGGCCGUCAUGCCUAGCAGAGGACAGCCACCACCCUGCCUCCCACUUUGACCUGUGCACCCAGGCCAGCAAGUUCUACCCCCCUCCUCCUCCAUCGGCCCUCCAGAUGACGUUGGCUCCCAUGGUUCUACCCACCCAGAGCCACAAGCCCAUGGUGUGCCCAAGACAGGAAGUGCUCGUGGGCUCGCCUGGGAAAAUAUCCAGCAUUAAAAGCAACGAUCAGGCAUCAGAGGAUGGCAAGAAGAAGAACAAGGCAGCCGGGAAGUCAGGCAGACGCGGAAGGCCUUUGGGAACCACCAAGCUAGCUGGGUACAGAACCAGCACAGGGCGACCCCUCGGCACCACCAGAGCUGCAGGGUUCAAGACGAGCCCGGGAAGGCCGCUUGGUACUACCAGAGCGGCGGGGUACAAGGUCAGCCCCGGACGGCCUCCCGGCAGCAUCAAGGGCCUCUCUCGCCUCAACAAACUAGCUUAUGGUAGCACGUGCAGCGGAGCGGCUUUCCCCUAUCCGCUACCACACAAGGAAAUCCUCUGUGAACCUUCCUGCAAAGAGAAGACAGUUUCCCCUCACCCUCCAUCAGUUGAAUAAGAGACGCAUGUAUACAGGUUUCCUGCCUGAUAUUGGGGGGUGAUUGUAAUCUUUUCCAGCCUGCUGUGAGGCUGAGAGGAGAUUUUCUAUUAUUCGUGUUGGUGUCAUCUGUGUGCCUGCCACCUGAUAUAAUACUGUUAGUUUUUUCAGUGCUACUGCUGGAGUGGGAGGUUUGACUACACAGUGCUGUUGUCUUGGGAAAAGAACAAUAUCAGAUGUUCAUUGAGCAAGGAGCUUUUAUCUUUCUAACAACUGUAGUGGCAGGUUGUGACACAUGUCAUUUCUACUGUGCUUUAUGUAGCAUUUAACACCACUGAAUGAUCGUUGAAACAUUCAUUUUAAAAUGUUUCAUUACUGUAAACAAUGGAAACCAUCGUGAGAAGAUUGAUACCCACUGUUGUGUGAACUCUGUUGGGACGAACUAAAGUCUGUGUGUUCAUCACACUACAGUUUGAAUUACAUAUUAGCUCUUGUUCUUGCUCUCUAAACAAACAAACAAAGCAAGAGAGAGAGAGAGAGAGAGAGAGAGAGGAGGACAAGUAGCAACUUUUUCUUUGCAACAAGAAGGUUUCUUGAAAAUGUGUUCUUUAUUUAAAAAGCAAAAUGUUAUAUGUAGCACUUUUUAUGCGUUACAUUUGUAAAAAUGGACAGAACAGCUGGGGGUCAAGUGCCUUGCUUGGUGGCACUUCAGAGACAGAUGUACAGAUAAUCUUCCAGGCUAACAGAACCCCAAAACCCAGAUCCCUCCAGGAUUAACACUAGAAAACAUGACUCCUGCUAACGAUGUCUUACUGUUCACUCUCUUAUUGUCACCUCGAGAAAUGUCUACAUAUUAUUUGCAUGCAAAUGUCAUCAAAGCAACUGGGUCAACUCACAGAUUGUUAUCCAAGUCCGAAAUAACGUUUUUGUUUUUUUUACUAAAAGUAUAAAACUAAAAAAAAUGUAUAUACAUUGACUCAGCAACUCAGUCCACCUCUUUCUUAUAACCUGCUUACAAUUGACCAAUUUGUACCCUGUUCGACUAUGGGUAAACGUUUGGAUGAACGUUGUUUGAAUGUUCUGCUUGGUACUGGAUCGCUCUUCAUUACAGUUAAAUUUAUCAUUGUUCAUCUAGAGAGUUCAAAAUUCUGCUCGGUGCAGAAACUUUGUUAGCUGAUGUAGGUUUUCCUUCUAUGAUUUUUGUCAGCGUGCCUUUUUUUUUUUUACACAAUAAUCCAAAUUUCUCAAAAUUGUUAAUGUUUAAUUUUGUCUCAACACAAACUUGCUGAGCUGAAGAACUUUUUGUUUUAAAUUAGCAAAAUUCCCAUUAAAAUCAAGAAAAUACCUAAUCAAAGAUUAAGUAAACAAGCACCCAAUCAAUUCCAUUUGAUAUUUUGACAGUGAUUCUUGUUGGUACAGGCACAUUUUGCUUUGUUAAAAAAAAUCAGCUGUCUGUUGGCAUAUUUAGAAAUCAUCAACAUCUGACCAAAAUUUUGUCCCACUACCAACAACAAAAUAUGACCCAAUUGGGUCAGGUGAGUUCCUUUGUGGCAGUUUUAAUAUAUUUCUGAUACAAAAGGGUGUUUUGUCACAUAGUAGGGAACGUCUGUCACCCAAAGAAUCAUCUGUAUCUUCUGUGUUAUCCAUUAAAACAUUAUGGAUUGAACAUUAUUUAAAGAAUGCAUACUUAGCUGUCAAGCAACAUUCAAGUAUUAAUAAAGAUUUGUCCUAAUGGAAGAAGCACAUUGAUGAUAUCCAAAUAGCUCCAACAUGAAUGUGUGGCUGAAUGCACUAACUAUGAUUGUUAUGGCAGUUACAUUGUAUUUCCCCAAACUCUCUUAACUACCAAACUAUCUCUUUGUUUGAUUUGAUAUUUGUGUGACAGACCGUUACCCCAACUAAAGCUCUUAAAUACUUUAUUUGAUUUUUUUUAGCAAGUUAAAAUGUUUUCAUUUGCAUUUAAUGCUGAAUCAUAAACAAAUGAGACCAUCACUGGCAACCCAUUGCUGGUUGCCAUGCUGUGUUUUUACACUGUGAGCUGUAGAUGGUGUGCAAGCUGCUGACAGGAGGCGCUGUUCUUCCACAAGAAACAGACAAAACUGUCAGAGGAAAGAAGUGGGGGGAAAAAUAGCCCCUUUCUAUCACAGGUGUGAGACACACAUCAUUUGUUUACAAUGAUCACACUAAAAUAUAUGAUUUUAGGUAUUAGGUAUUAAUUAAGUUUUAAUUUGUACAUUAUAAAUCAAUAUUUUAUGUCUUGAUUUUAACAAUGAAAAGGACAAAUUGUGUCUUUUUGUUGCUGUUUAUUAUGUUGUUUAGGUACAUUUGUCCCUGCCGAUCAGUGUAAUCUGGCUGUUGGGGAAGCUGGUGUUUUUCGUGAAAUGCUAAUGUAAAAAUAAUUUAGCUGAAACAGACAGAAUGAAAGGUGGAGUUGUUUUAUUGGUUUAAUAUUUUUGUCAUUAAUCAAUAUGCUUAAGGCAAUGUAAAUACAGUAGACCACAUUAAAGACAAGUAUGAUUUACGUGUCCACUGUAUUGUAUUUAAGUUUAAUUGACCGUGCGCAAAAGCUCGGCCCCCUUAGUUACUGUUGCUAUGCGCCAAAAGCUUCCAGGACAGUCAGCAGCCACAGAGCAGACAGGCACUUUCCACAAUUUCACAAUUCCUUGGUGAGGUAGGCUGCCCAUUAACAAAAUGCUACAAAGAUUAAAAUAGGCUCAUAAUGGCCUGCUGGGACGUUGUAGCACAAUCCACAAAAUUUCUAUCAUUGGUAUGCAACUAUAGUUACAAACACCUCAUCUGUAGGCUGCACUCUAGAAAACAUGUAAAAUAAGGUGUCACUGGUGCCCAGAUGGUAAAUCAUCCAUAGCACAGACUGAUGUAGCAUGUGCUAUAGGCAACAUCUGUAUUUUUACUUAUUGUGAAGGACUGAAUAAAUACUGUACCGGACCGGGUUUACCUUUAGUUAGCUCAUGUUUGCUAGCUAUAGCAGCUAAACUUGGAGCAGUCAUUUGUGUGUCUGUUGAUCUUGGAGAUAUUAAGUUGGGAGUUGGCUCUCCCACACUGUUUAAUCUACAGCCAGCUCGCUCCCCUUUUUUUCUGAGUUUUGGAAAAGGGGAAAAAAACGACUCCUCCUGCUAAACUCUUAGGGUAACUGGUGUCAGAUUUACAAAUCCCAUAUGCACAUGUUUCACCUUGCUGCUCAGAGCUCAAUGCAUGACUGACCUUCUUCUCCUACUUAACGGUUGCUAAGGCUAUGAUUGGAAGGAGCGUUAGGGGGAGUAGUUUUGCGAACAGUCAAUUACUUAAAAUGUAAAUCUUAAGCUUUGCCCUAAUGAACAUUCAGUUUUUGGUAUUAUUCACAUACAAGCAUUUCAGAUACUGAGAGUGAAGAAAAAGUGUAGCUUCACAGACCUGCUCUCACAUGAUGAAAUAUAAAAUUGUUAAAUUUGGUGCAAUAAUCUGUUGUAUGUAUGUAUUGUACUGUGGAAACUUUGAUACUAUCACUUUUUAUUAUUGUUGUAUUUUUAUACUUGUGUACAAGGCCUUCAAUCACUUGUUUUGUUGACGUGUGUAGUGUUAACAGACUUUUACCGAAAUGUCACAUCCAAACAUCCUUUUCACCCUCCUUUACCAAAGAAUAUGACGUUAUCAAACUGUAGGCAUUUAUGCUAUUUGAUUUAAAUACAAAUAUUCCAACAUCUCACAAAAUAACCUUAGCAUGAAAGGUACUGUGUAAAUGUAAAUGUACAUGAAAAGGCACUUGGAAACCAAUAUCCCAUUAAAAAGAGAGUGUGAUUGUUUGAAUUAGUGAAAAAAACAACUUUUAACUGUGGCAUCAAUCUUUUGAAUGCAUUGUAAAUUGCUACACAUUGGCAACAUUAUCUUAGUUCCUUACGUCUUAUUGUAUUUAUAUCAUCUGUUAUUUAACUUUAAAAGUAUUUCCAUUUUUAUAUAUAAUUCCUAUGUAGCCAUAUUUGAUAUUUACAUAACUAAUCAUUUUUUGUUGAGUUUUUGGAUGACAUGAUGAUGACGCAUUUUAAAGUUUGUGUAUUUUAUUUAGUGUUUUUUAUUCAUUUUUAUUUUAUUUAUUUUUUUACUAAUUUUGUUUGUCAGGCUCCAGAUGCAUAUGUUGAGAUGCAACUGUUUUUUUUUUUUUUCAGAGAAGGCAUGUUUACAUGUCACACUAUAAAAAUCACAGACACUGUCACACUGUGAUGUCUUACUGAGACGCUAUAGACCCUUAAUGUUGCGAGUAACACCUGUCCGUAUCCUUCUAUGACAAGUCAACAUGUCUGCUGUGAAAAAAGACAUUUUUUUCUGUCCUGCUUCAUCUUUUAGGUGGCCUCUGUUCCAUUGCUUCUGCAACUGACAGGUUCAGUCAGAAACUUUUAUAAAACAUCCUCAAACUGUCACUAUAUUCUGGGACAGAUCAUUUGUGGGGGGAAAAAUCCUGUUUUGCCUACAACCAAUCAGAGCAGAGUAUUGUGAUACUGUGGUCAAAGUGUAAAACUAGGUAGCGCUGAUCAAAUAUGAAUCAAAAUUAUGUAGCUUCAUUGCUUAUUUGUCAUCAGAAUCUUGCAGAUGCCAUUGGGAGCAUUAGGAGUCAGAGGAACAGGAAUUUUUUUUUCAUAGAUUAAAUGUCAGGAUAUAGUGACAGUUGAUAUGACAAAACGUGACCUAUUGAACUUUUUUUAAACAUUGUGUUUAUACCUAUUGAACGUUUAGCAGGAUGUGGAUUUUAUUCGUCCAUACUCUAGUUCAACUGGAUAUUUACUCUUGUACAGAAAACCAUCUUGUCUUCUAAGAAAUUAAUUCAACAGCUCUAGUUACCUUGAGGUUUUAACGGUGUGCUGGUGGAACAAUGGCCUCCAUCCUCUUGCCCCUACUUCUGUGUAUGAUUUAUAUUGUCAAAUCAACCAAAAUUUUGAUUUAAAAUGUUUCCAUGAAGGUCUCGUAUUUGUGGGAAAUUAUGUUAGGUAAAGGUAGCUAAAAACAUAACUAAUAAAUUAGGCCUGUUUUACUUAAAAAUUGUUCAGCUAAACUGCAUUGUCAGGAAACCAAAAGUCAAAGUUGACUCAAUUUAACUCACUUAUGUAAAUUAACUUAUGUAACAAGCACACUUUAUUUUUAACCCAAACUGUGAUGUUUUGCUACUUUAACCUAUCCAACUUGUGCUUUUGACUAAAGCAUACCAAAUAGCCGGGGCUUUUUUCCAAUUUACAAUAUUAAUCCUGUUUAAGAUUUGAAUCCAGAAGAAAAUGUGAUUACCUUGAAAUGUAAUUGACAAUGCAUUUCAAUUGUAGGGAGAUUUAUUUAACCAGUAGACAGCGUAAAACUAUAAUAUUCAAAUUAUUAUCAGUUGAAUGAACCACAUCAUGUUGAGCAAGGUUGUUGUUUUUUUUUUUGGAAAGGGCUGGAUCUACAAAUGUGAAUUUUGUAAAAAAAAUUUUUUAAGUCAGUGGAUAUUUAUUUAGCUUAGAAUGUGGGCAGAAACCUAAAACAAUAUGUUUUCGCUUUUUUGGAAAAAAAGCCCAUUGAGUUCGACAUGUUACUGGCACAGAGGCUAACUAGGAGAGGCACCUCAGGGCUCCUGAAGCUUUGAGAUGGUAACAUUUAUUUCCAUAAGAAUACCUGAAAAUCACAACAGUUUGUUUCAUGUUAUCUCAAAUAUUUGGCUUCAUGCACUGUUAACAGAUUUGUUCUGAACCGUAAACAUCAGCAGAGUACUGAUGUAUUUGACAGCAUUAUUUUCUAGAAUAUGGACAAGAUGUAAGAACUUAAUGUUUUUUCUUGAAUUGUGUUUACAUGAUGGAAGGCAGUGACAUUUUGAAUCUUGACCCUCUCAGGAGGACAUCACAGAAGAGUGAAGACAUGAUUAUGGAACCUAUAAUAGACUUAGAUUAAUCUAAGAUUUUUUUUUCUUUUUAAUAUUCCCAUUGUUAAUAUUUCAAGUUAAAUCAGUGUGCAGGAAUUCAUAGUUUUUGUUAUAGUCCCCUUUUUCAAUAUUAUUUUUCUCUCUUACCAUCAUCAGCAUUAAAUCAACAUGUGGUCUGUUGUCUGUAGAUUAUUUCAGAAAUAUUACCUCACAUUUUGAGUGUUUUUGAGACGACAUGAAGCCCAGUUAUUCCUGAAGUGUGAUUGGCGAAGCCUGUUAAGCUUUGUAUAAUUCCAGUUUUAUUCCUGCAUGAUUGUUGUGGAAUGUUCAAAAGUUGUGUAAUAAAUCUGAAAGUAACACAUUCUGCGGA